AUGUUGAUUUAAAAUAUAUUUGUUGGUAAUCAGUAAAUAUCAAUUUAAAAAUUUAUGUUUUUACAAAUAUAAUUCAUCUUUUUGAGUCUGUGUUGUGCUACUUAAAUUUACCAAAAAACAUUUGAAACUGUAUAUAUGGAUUUUAGUUACAAUUUAGACUCAUCUAAACAACACUUGAUAUAAGUAAUUGAAAAGGAUUAAUAAUUAGUUGACAAUAAAAAAAUUCCCAGAUGACUAGUCUUGUCUUCCUUACUUAGAGAUUAAUUCAACCUUAAGUGAUGUUACUCAAACUCUUUAUGAUGAAUAAGGAUAUGCUACAAAAUCAAAAGUCUAAUAAAUAUAUGUUUAGAGUGAUUAGAUUCAAAUAGCAGUUUCUAAUAAAAAGUUAACUUUCAUACCUGAAUCUAAUCUUAGUAAAGUAAUAUUAUUCACAAUCACAAUUUUCGAUUCAGUAUUAAAUUCUCAAAAAUAUAAAAUAGCCUCCUGAAAAGUUAGUUUGUAAUUUUCCUACAUAUGGCUUAGAUUGCUAGUAAAAUAUGGAAGAAAUUGAAACAGAUACUUCAACUACUUUAAUUGUGCCUAAAUAUUCUUGGAACUAUGUAUAUUAUAUAUUGGAUAACUAUGAUUAUAAAGUAAAAUAAAAUAAAUAAUCUAGAUCCAAGCAGAAAGUGAUUGGGCAUCAUUUAUUAUAGCUCUAUUGCCAAUAGAUAAAGCAAAUAUAACUGUAUUACCUUCAUUUUAAUCUAAUUUAUUCUUACUCAACUCAAACGGGGAUAGCUAAGAAGUUAAAUUACAAAGAUAAACAGAUAUUUAAUCAUAUGUAUUUGCUGUAGGAAUUUACAACCUUGAUGAUGAUGCAGCUAUUACAUUAACAUUACAUUAAAAUUCUGAAGAUAAUGAAGAUUCAUUCCCUUUAUGGGCUAUCUUAACUAUAAUUGGAGUAUUUAUAUUAGGAAUUCUAAUUUCUAUUUUCAUCAUAUGUCAAAUUAGAAAAUAAGCUAAAGUGUAUGAGGAAUAGCCUAAAAUUUCAAUUGAAAUUUUAGAUAAAUAUAUGCCUAUAAAAUAAGUGCCAAAACAUUAACUUACUGAAACGUGUUGUGUCUGUUUAGUCUAAUUUUUAAAGAGAGAUUAAACAAGAGAGACUCCUUGUAAACAUUUCUUCCAUACAAAUUGUUUAAGAGAUUGGACUAAAAAGAAUACAACAUGUCCUGUAUGUCGUUAAGAAUUAGGAGAGGCAGAUAUAUAAAAAUAUUUAUGUUUGAGUUAAAUGACACAUAAGAAUGAAAUAGAUAAUUCUAAUUCUCAUUAAGGUGAGUUGCCUAAAAUACCUCUUACUCAACUUAGAAUUAGUGAUCAUGAUAUUAAUACAAGAGGUCUCAUUAUCAUAGAUAAUUCACCUUCUAAUUAACAUUCUCAUUCAGAUAGAUUGAGUCUAAAUUUGAUAGAGGAUUAAAUUGUUGAGCAUUGA
This is a messenger RNA of Paramecium pentaurelia, 1468 nucleotides long. The record is from the annotation of a GenBank genome assembly. Lineage: Eukaryota; Ciliophora; Oligohymenophorea; Peniculida; Parameciidae.